Messenger RNA from Aureococcus anophagefferens, 5397 nucleotides. RefSeq lists its product as hypothetical. The record is from RefSeq and is a predicted model, not a curated record. Gene Ontology annotation, molecular function: fatty-acyl-CoA binding; transmembrane transporter binding. Gene Ontology annotation, cellular component: axon initial segment; synapse; membrane. Bases 1 to 5397 code for a protein of 1798 amino acids. Gene Ontology annotation, biological process: negative regulation of delayed rectifier potassium channel activity; neuronal action potential. The transcript has 3 exons. NCBI's taxonomy places the organism in Eukaryota, Pelagophyceae, Pelagomonadales, Pelagomonadaceae.
AUGUCCGUCGAGGUGAAGACCGCGGGCCCCGACGACGCCGCGUCCGCCGCCGACGCGAAGGCGACCGAGGCCGACGCGAAGCAGGCGUCCGUGGCGCUGAGCUCGCGCCAGGAGUCGGACCUCAUGAACAGCAGCGCGCGCCACGUCUGGCCCGAGGCGUCGGGCGUGUCCCUCAUGUGCGACGCGAAGAACCACCGCAUCCGCGCGGAGGCGGACAUGAAGUUAUUGGCAAACCGGCUCCAGCACCUCCAGGUCGCCGAGGACCGCGCGAAGAAGAAGAUCGCCGAGACCAAGGCGCGGACGUCGGAGAUCGUGCACCUGAAGCAGCGCAACCUCGAGUACCAGUCGUCGAAGCAGAAAUUGCACACGGAGCGCGAGCUCUCCAUCUCCGCGACGCGCAAGGCCGUGACGCUCACGCGCCAGACGACGCGACGACACGUGCGCGAGUCGCGCGCCGGCGUCGCCCAGCAGCGCCGGGACCACGCCAUGCGCAUGAAGUCGAAGAUGGCCGAGCUCAACAGCUUCCACGAGCGCGAGAUGGCCGGCCUCGUGCAGAAGAACAAGGGCCUCAACGCCCAGGCCCUCGCGCGGCGAGCCGACGCCAAGGCGAAGCGCGACGAGCUCCGGGCCGCCGAGGACCGCCGCCGCAAGGAGGAGUACGCCAAGCAGAUCCAGCUCGAGUCCACGCGCGCCGCUGCCCCCAGAACACGCCCGACCAUGUCCGUCAUCUUGACGCAGCCGGACGUCGUCUUCGGCGCCACGGAGCGCGUCGUGCCCGAGGACCGGGGCCCGGCGCUCCUGCGGUCGGAUCCGACGCAUGGCCAGGUGGCCUUCCCCGCGGCGGGGCGCAGCGGCUUCAAGGUCGCCCGCGUCGACGACUUCGGCCCCGAGGGCCGGCCGAGCGCGGGCAUGGUCGCCGUGGGCACGGAGGAGGCGCGGAGCUUCGGCGGCGAGGCCGCGGUCUUCGCGCUGCUCCGCGAGUCGCGGCGCGAGGCCGCGACGGCCAUGGCCGAGGAGGCCUUCCGGAACCACGUGCCGUCGCCCUACGACGGGACGAUGCGCUUCGGCCUCGCGCCGAAGAUCGGCGCCGCGCUCAACGACGUCGAGACGCGCGACGAGCUCUUCGAGGCCUGCGGGCGGAACUGGCGGGAAUUCACCCAGCGGCCGCCGCACCGCGUCGCGGAGGUCCGCGCGCUCUGGCUCCAGGCGACGCACGGCGACUGCGACGAGCCCCAGCCCCACGACCCGCGGAGCCGGAGCCUCUGGUUCCCCUGGCACAAGCUCCUGGGCCUCGGCCACGGCGAGGCCAAGGUGCGGUUCAUCCGCAAGCUCUACUCCAUCCGCCCCGCGCUCGUGAUCCCGCGGCUCCCCGGGCGGCCGCCGCCGGGCUUCCCGCGCACGGCCAUCGGCGGCAAGCCCAUCUGCGCGCUCUGCAACUCGCGGCGGGGCUGCCAGGAGCCCCUCGUCGUCGUCCCGCCGGGCGCGCCGCCGAACGCGAGGCCCGUGACGCUCAAGGCGGCGCUCGACGACAUGGAGCUCCUGCGCAGCGCGGAGAAGACCCACGCGCUCCUCGACGCGGCGUUAGCGGAGCCGCGCUGCGAGCACGGGUCCCACGAGCGCGUCGGCCCGGGCAUCUACAAGGCGUUCGCGUCGUACUACGCCUUGCCGGGCCUCGGGGGCUUCGCCUUAUACAAGGACAUCGACGACAAGACGGGCAAGACGACGGCCUGGGAGGGCGUCGCGAAGUGCUACGAGCAGGCCGUGGAGCGCGAGCACGUCGCGCACGACUGGCUCCACGAAAGGGUGGAGCACCGCAAGCGGUCCGCGCCGUCCGCGGAGAAGGAGGCCUGGCGCGCGGCGCGCGACGAGCAGGCGGCGGUCUGCGUCGUGCUCCGGGAGGCCUACGCGGCCUGGACGGGCCGCGCGUUCAAGAUGCGGUCCGAGUGCGACAAGUGGGAGAGCGACCAGUGCAACCGGCGGCGCCAGAUCCUCGACGGCGGGCGGAACCACAGCCACUGGCUCUCGGACGCGUCCCUGCCGAGCCGCCACGUCGUCCAGCUCGAGACGACGUACCGCGGGCUCGUCGAGGCGCGCCGCGGCGCCGCGCGCGUCGGCGCGCCGACGGUGACGGGCACCUUCGGCGCGCCCGAGUGGGUCCGGGAGUCGCCGUUCCUGAGCGAGCCCCUGCGGGGGCCGAAUUUGGCCGUCGUGGACCGCGCGUCCGUGCUCGGCGAGCAGAUCGCCGUCGAGCACCGCAAGUACGCGGUCGCGGCGGAGGCGCGCGCGUCCAUCGCGUUCCGCGACGGCCGGAAGGCGUCGAAGCAGGUGCUCAUCAAGACCGCGGCGACGAAGGAGUCCAAGGGCGGCUUGUUGCGCGCCAUCGCGAACCGCGAAUUGAAGGCCGCCGUGAGCCUCGCGCGCCACGGCGCGUGCGACGUCAACAUGGAGACGAAGGCGGGCGUCACGGCGCUGAUGGCGGCGAUCCUGAGCCAGGACCGCCACGCGACGUCGGCGUUGGUCGAGGCCGGCGCGUCCGUGGACUACCCGUCGCGCGUCACGGGCCUGUCCGCGAUGGCGCUCGCGGCGAAGCGCGGCGACGCGGUCAUGGUCCACCACCUGCUGGACCUCGGCGCGUCGUCGGCGAUGCCGUUCAAGUACAAGAAGGUGGGCUCCGCGGGCAUGUCGAACACGGGCGACACGGACCUCUUCCCCGGCGAGGACCCGGCGCUGACGAAGGGCCGCCACUACGUCGUGCCGCCCAUCGUCGCCGCGGCGUCCGCGGGCCAGCUCAUGACCAUCGACGUGCUCGUCGAGGAGACGGAGCGUUUAGGCGGGCCGGAGACCGUGACGCGGCUCGUGGACCAGAACUUCGGGCCCGACAAUCUGACGGCGCUCCACGUCGCCGUGCGGCGCCGGGACCUGCGGACGUGCAUCCACUUGGUAAAAAAGGGCGCGCGCACGGACCUCGGCGACGCGCGCGGCACGAGCCCCGGCGAGCUCGCGCUCCAGCUCCAGCAGCAGAAGCUCGGCGACUACCUGCGGCGCGUGCGCCGCGUCGGCCGCGAGCUCGUGUCGAGCCGCAAGGACCAGGAGCUCGACCGCUGCGCGCUGCUCCAGUUCGCGCGCCUCGAGCGGGCCAUCGAGUCCGGCGGCGAGCUCGACGCCAAGGCCGAGGUCGACGUGACGAAGACGGCGCUCCACGUCAUCCGCAACGGCGACGUCGCGCCGGACCAGGAGACGCGCACGGGCACGACGGCGCUCUUCGUCGCCGCGCACAAGGGCGACCACAAGCUCCUGGAGAAUCUCGUCACCGCGGGCUGCGACGUCAACUACGCGAACCGCAACCUGCGCACGGCGCUCAUGGCCGCGGCGGACGCGAACCAGCUCGAGUGCGUGCUCGCGUUGUUGAGGGGCGGCGCGGACGCGGCCGCGCGCGACGUCAACUCGCACCAGGCCGCGGUCUUCGGCGUCAAGCGCGACGCGGGCCCGGGCACGGAGCUCGCGCAGAUUUUGCUCGCGGCGCGGGAGCAGGGGGGCCUACCGGGCCGCGCGCGACUUACGAAGGAGCUGCAGCGCGAGCGCGACGAGAGGAAGAACAAGCUCAAGGCCGCGCGGGAGAAGCACGCGCCGGCGCCCCUGGCCCUCGACGAGGACGAGGCGCGCAACGACCCCGUGAAGGCGGACCGCGACACGUCGUGGCAGUGGCGGCUCCCGCCGCGCGAGGUCGCGGUGUCCUACACGGCCGGCGGGCCCUCGACGCCGAGCCGCGGCCUCUACAGCCGCGAGCGCGACGACGACGACGACGACGACGACUCCGCGGCGCUCGUCGCGCGGCCGUCGUCGCGCGGGUCGUCGCGCGGGUCGCGGGGGUCGUCGCCGAAGAGGUCGCCCGCGUCGCCGAAGAAGAAGAAGAAGAAGCGCCACGAGGGCACGCUGCUCGAGCAGGAGGAGCGCCUCGCGGCGGCGCGGAAGAAGGACCGCGAGGACGCGCGCGACGCGGCCGCGGCCGCGUCCGUGUACCUGCAGACGUUAAGGGACCCCGUGAUCACGCUCAAGGACCUCUACCGGAGCCGCUACGGCGUCGCGUCCUACGGCCACAUGGUCAAGGGCGAGUACAGGGAGGCGGGCCUCGCGUCCCACGAGGCCUACGCGGGCGCUGGCAUCGAGUCGCCGGACUCGUCGAGCCGCGGCGGCGACGACGACGACGAGGCCGAGGCGCCGCCCGUCGUCGACGACGAGGACUUCGACUUCCCCGAGCCGGAGAGCUCCGGGCCGGCGCCGGCGCCGCCGGUCGUCGAGGACGAGGACAUCGACGAGACGCUCCUCGACGACGACGACGCUUCGACGGGGUCGUCGUACGCGUACCUCGUCGACGACGUGCUGCAGCGGUUCCUCGACGGCGACGACGGCGCCGUGCCGUUGAACCACAAGGACCACGACCUCGACGAGGCGUCGAGCCUCGGGGGCACGGCGCAGGACGACGACUCGGACUCGGACGACGGCAACGAGGACGCCGAGGAGCUCGGGAAGGUGGAACGGCGCCACGCGGCGCUCUUCCAGCGGGCGUUGCAGCGGCGCCGCGCGAACAAGUUCGCGUCGGCCUACGCGGAGGCGGCGCCCUUCGCCGCGCCGGCGACCCAGAAGGCGCCGGGCAUCGACAUCGACGCGUGGCGCGCGAAGCUCGAGCACCUCCGCGACGCCGUCGACGCGACCAACUCCGACAACUACCUGCCCCAGGCGCCGGAGCUCGAGUACGCGCACUACAUGGUGAAGCGCGGGCGCUUCACGGAGGCGAGCGGCACGCUGCGGCGGCUCCUGUCGAAGCAGAAGGCCGACUUCAAGCGGUUGAGCCGCGUCGCGCGCGCCGCCUCCGCGGAGGACGACGCGGCCGCGCGGAAGCCCAAGAAGCGCGAGAAGGACGCGCUGGCGAUCCUGAGCAGCCGCACGGAGCGCGUGCUCGCGGACCUCGAGGAGGCGCGGGACCGGCCCCACGUCGCGCUCUUCCUGCGGAAGCGGUCGCUCGCGACGCACCUGCGCGUCAUCGGGCCGGGCGACGGCACCGUGACCAUGGAGAACCGGGAUUUGGAGCGCGCCCUCGCGAACACGGCGCGCCUCCUCUGCGACCUCGACGCGCGCGACGCCGCCGUCGCGCUCUACGCGGACCUGCACCGCCGCUACAUCCGGAGCACGCUCGAGAGCCGGCGGCUCUUCGCGGCGCGGAUGACGGCCAAGGCCCACGAGCUCCAGCCCAACGCGCUCUUCAACGUGGGCAACAGCCGCCGGGGCGUGACGUCGGGCCAGCGCGUCGACGACGCGGCGCUCCGCGCGGCCGCGGGCGGCGUCGAGGAGGGCCGCUGGCUCUACCGCGACCUCGAGACGAAGGUCUUCGACGACUAA